AUGGAACACAACGGCCCUCCGUCUCCAGCUCCUUCAAACGAUGAUAUUCACCCCAACGGACUGCAUCACUUGAUACGCCCGAUCGGAACCACGUCUUACCCCAGAGAGCAUCUGCACCCUAAUGAUAUGGGGGGUUUGCAGACUCCUUCUCGAUACGGCACACCUGUACCUCAACAGGAUAUGCCUUACGGUCACCACACCCCGUACUCGCACCGCGCAAAUGAUGGUCAGAUGGUAAGAAUUAUCACCUUCUUCACCCACACCUUUGGUUCAAGAACCCCCACUGACAUGAUGCCGCAGUCUUAUCACCAUGGCUAUGACACUAGCGCUGGCUCCAUGUACGGCCCAAUGUCCGGGGAACUAAGCCAUCAGCCAUACAGCACCCCCGACACAUCACCGCCUACACCUUCGCGGGCGUCGGAUGUGUUGACCACUCGUAGUGGGCUCAACAUCCACAAGGGAUCGUCGACUAUCAAGCCGCUCGCGGCUCGGGCAACCCGUGUCGAAAAGUCGACGCCCAGGAAGAAGAAGGAGCGAGCCAAGUCGUCCAAAAAGAUCGACGGCGUAACGAAACCCCUGAGCGAGUUGGCCAAGGAGCAACCUCACAUUCCAGUGGCAGACAUCGGUGCCUACGUCCAACGGUCUGCAGAGGUACGAAUGAAGGAAGUGGAAGAGAGCAAGACGCCCGGUAGGAUCAAGCGGCCCAUGAACGCCUUCAUGUUGUACCGCAAGGCCUACCAGAACCUUGCCAAAGGUCUAUGCACACAAAACAACCACCAGGUGGUAUCCCAGGUCUGUGGGAGCGGCUGGCCCUUGGAGCCCGAACAUGUUCGUGACCAGUUCAAUGACUGGGCCAAGGAGGAGCGAGCGAAUCACCAGAAGGCCCACCCCGGAUACAAGUUCACGCCGUCAAAACCGAGACCCAAGGCGAGGGAAGAAGAUGAGUCCGAUCAGGGCGAUUUGGACGACAUGGAAUGGGGCCGUAGCCGAGCAGGCUCAAGGGGCAGGCAGCUGAGGAAGCCAGCACACGGCAGAAACGAAGCGCCUGCAUCCAUCUUCCACAACUACCCACCGCUCCAGACAAGCCCGAUGGGUCUUGGGGUGCAAACGCAGUCCAUGUACCACUACAGCAACCCGGGAAAGCCUCUGCCAGCGCCAUAUAGCCAGACUGGCCUUGGAGGUGGUCAAUAUUACCAGCAAAGUGUUCAUCAGCGUCAGGACGCAACUGGCUUCGUUGAGGACGUGCUCAUCCGAAAGUCGCCAUCACCAGCGAUGGGCUAUGCUGCGCCGUCGAUGGACAACCGUUACGACGGCAUGGGUCAGUAUGGACCCAUGUCGCAUCAUGACGGCCUAGAGCCCAUGAUUGAUCCGGGUUUGAUGGGGCACGGAGGACACCCGUAUGGAGACCCGUAUGGCGAUCCCAUGCUGGAGCCGAGAUGGACGAACCCUCUUGGUUUCGGCGACGGGAGACAGGACCUCCUCGAAGGUCUAUCUGGGUACGAUGAUAACCUUAUGCAUGACCCCCAGUUACAAAUUUUGAGGGGGCAGGAAAGUAGCUGGAGAGUGGAGGAGCUUGAAGGCAGCCACUUCAACAAUUGGAUAGACCCAGAGUGA
Colletotrichum destructivum is the source of this 1614-nucleotide messenger RNA. RefSeq names its product Putative High mobility group box domain-containing protein. Bases 1 to 1614 code for a protein of 537 amino acids. The record is from RefSeq and is a predicted model, not a curated record. Gene Ontology annotation, molecular function: RNA polymerase II cis-regulatory region sequence-specific DNA binding; DNA-binding transcription factor activity, RNA polymerase II-specific. The transcript has 2 exons. NCBI's taxonomy places the organism in Eukaryota, Fungi, Ascomycota, Sordariomycetes, Glomerellales, Glomerellaceae. Gene Ontology annotation, cellular component: nucleus. Gene Ontology annotation, biological process: regulation of transcription by RNA polymerase II.